AUGCUCCGAAAUCCCAGUUUGUUUUUAGCUCACGAAGACGUCUCCGAAUGGUACUGUCUACAUCGAACGUGUCACCUACAACAAAAGUCUGAACGAGGCAUAAAAAUAUCUAAUCAACAAGUUCCUUGGGAACCGCCAAUUAGUCUCUAUAGUUCAAACGCUCGGAUUCUGGCCGAAUCAAUUGAGAUUGCCAGUUAUUCACCUUCCAGAAGGCAUCAAGUUGGAUGUUCAAGCGUUUGGAACUUUUGGAAAUCUUUCAAACGUUUUGGAACGAGCCGAAAAUCUUCUGGAGCAUCCCAACCGCCCUUUGGCUCGUCUGGAGACGGUCUCUAUGAAAUUGGAGGAGUUUCAGCAUUCGAUAGUUCAAAACGCCCACGUUUUAGUGUUAUCCCACCUUUCGGCCAUAGAUGUUUAACCCGCCGAUGUGAACCUCUCAAGGACACAUUGCUCAUUCUUCAGCGACCACUGUAUGACUCUCAUUCGCACAUCUUCUUUGUGCUGACGUCUCUACAUGAGACAAUUAUUGAUUUUCCGUUGCUAGUCACCCUCUUCGAUUUUCACCGAUGCCCUGACUCUCGCGUUAUGGUAAAUGGUCCAUUGUUUUGUCUGCCUUAA
Caenorhabditis briggsae is the source of this 615-nucleotide messenger RNA. Bases 1 to 615 code for a protein of 204 amino acids. The record is from RefSeq and is a predicted model, not a curated record. The transcript has 2 exons. NCBI's taxonomy places the organism in Eukaryota, Metazoa, Nematoda, Chromadorea, Rhabditida, Rhabditidae.